CUCGGCCUCCUGCAUAGCGGUGCGGGGUCCAUCGCUGAACGACCUGUGUGUUUCAUAACGCAGCGAGCGGCUCCUGUGCUUCCAAAGCGGCCGAGACUCCGCGCAGUUCGGUCGUCCGCCAGGUUUCGUAUAGGUUCGGGAAGUCUGUGAGCAACCCCGUAAAGAUGAUUCGUUGCGCCAUGAACAGAUCCCGCACUGCCAUGGGGACGCUUAUAGCUCGGUGCCGCCCACAGGCCCCUCAGACUGGGGGCAGGAGGCAACUGUGCAUCAAGCCACAGGAGGAAGGGUCCAAGGGGCAGCCCAGCGUCCCCCUGGCCAAGGCUUCUGCACAGGCUACGCACCGCAUCCCUGGCUACAGACCCUCAGACUUUGAUAAGAAAAUCCUUGUCUGGUCUGGCCGCUUCAAAUCAGAGGAUCAGAUUCCAGAGAUGGUCUCGAUUGAGAUGAUUGACAUGGCCAGGAACAGGGUGAGGGUGAAGGCUUGUUACGUCAUGAUAUUUGCAACCAUCGUUGCUUGCGUGUGUAUGGUCGUCUUGGGCAAACAGGCAGCAGCAAGGAAGGAGUCUCUGACGACCUGGAACUUGGAGAAGAAAGCACGCUGGCGUGAGGAAGCUCAGCAGCAGGCUGAUAUAACCCUGGCUAGUGGGAAGACGCAGUGAAACCUCACCUUCCCAUCUCAGAUCACAUCUGUUGUGGUGUUGGUUAGAGUGCCACCUCUAGGCCACAGCAGGCAGGUGAAGGUACAGUUCUAUGUGUCUCAGCAUCCAGCAUUUGCUACCUGCAAAUCAAGUAACCUUUGCAGCAGUUGUAGAUAAAAGUACCCAGUGAGCUUUCAGAUGUUUUAUAUGUAAUGUCAUUUGUUGGCUGUAAUUCUAGUAAACAGUUUCUCACCUGAAUGAUUGUACAAAUUGUUGUUCCUGUUUCUUAAAGCUGUGAUGAUGGCACAAAGGGAACAAACUGUCAGGUGUCCAGGUUUAGCACUCCUUGUCCUGUAUUUCAGCUAUAUGUAUACAUUAUACAAGAAAUAAAUACACAAAGGUCUUAA
Scleropages formosus (Asian bonytongue) is the source of this 1045-nucleotide messenger RNA. It is a transcript of the gene fam162a, whose product is annotated as family with sequence similarity 162 member A. The transcript has 5 exons. Bases 165 to 659 code for a protein of 164 amino acids. Gene Ontology annotation, biological process: cellular response to hypoxia; positive regulation of release of cytochrome c from mitochondria; neuron apoptotic process. The record is from RefSeq and is a predicted model, not a curated record. Gene Ontology annotation, cellular component: mitochondrion. NCBI's taxonomy places the organism in Eukaryota, Metazoa, Chordata, Actinopteri, Osteoglossiformes, Osteoglossidae.